AUAAAAAAACUUAUGAAAACUAUUCAAGAUUUAUAACAAUUAUUUAAUAUUAAAUUUACACUCUGUAAACUAACAAAAUAAUGAGCUAUAUAAAACUGGGGGUGUCACAACUAAGCUGUUUGGGAGAAUUUGUAGGUUAAACAGAAUCUAGGAGAUUGGAUCAGAAUAAUGUCUAGAUCGAUUAUUGAAAAUUCAUUUUUCUCCUAAUUAUUCCCGUCAUCCAUGAGUCUGAUUAGAAAUAGGAGGUUUAGAUGCCAAGGCUGAUACACGAGUGUGACAAUAUCUCUCAGCCUGGUCUCUUUUCUUUCUCUAUCUCUCAACUUCCUGCCAGAAUUAUUCCUACCCACUCCCCACCCAAAAAAAAAAAAACAACAGUUUUCUCCACUCUGGAAUAAUGUUACUUUGGAUAUUUUACUUCUGGGUCGUUGGAGGUCUUCCCUGUGAUGUUUGAAGGGAUUUGCUGACACUUGUGAGUUAACCUGGCCCCUCCCAUAAAUAAAUCAGUCUUGGCUUGAGAAUCCUUAUCAGGAGAUUAUGAAUUUCUCACGUUUUGGUUGCACUUUAAGUCAUGAUUAAGUAUAUUCUUUGGUGCAGAAGGUCUUAUUGUAGGACAUCUUUCUCUUUUCUUUGUUCAAUGAUAUCUGGUAAAAUAAAACCCCGCUUUACAGGUUAGAGCAAAUGAUAUUAAUGAUGCUUUAGAGGAAGGAUAUGACAGCUCAAGGGAUGAAGCAUCAUUCGUUUCCUCAUACAACCCUGUGAAAGAUAAUCUGCACAGAAGCUUUGGAAGUUCAUUACCAUUGAGUUCUUCAUCAGCAAGAUCUUUAAGCAGGGAUCCUUUGGAAGGUUCUCGGAUGACUUUAUCUUCAAAAAUGGCACUUCCCCGACUCUCUGUGGCUGAGGUUGUACAUGAUUCUGCUGCUGGUGAGCUACAUGUCUUAUCACCUCAGAAGUCAUUGUCAAUUGUCUCCCCAACUCACCAACAGAAGUUCAGAAAUCCUUUUUCUGCUGAAGAAGAUGCAGGAGUUUCCUCUUCGCCAGAAGCUGCAGCCAUUAACUCUGCUUCAUCAGAAGGCUUCAUUAGAGGAAGCUCAUAUAACAUCAGGCUGGAAGACCAAGUUCUAAUUAAAUUUUCGCCAAAAAAUUCCGACUCCAGUUAUUACUUCAGUGAUAUGAUAGGUGGGACUCUAAUUUUCUUUCAUGAAGAGACAGCUAGGAGAUGCCUUGAGGUCUCAAUAACACUGGAACUUCAGAAACUAUAAAUCGGAGAUUUGUCCACCCUUCUAGAAAGCAUUCCCCCACAAUCACAAGGGUCCAGCGUGACAAUGAUGAAGUUGAUGCAGAUCUGGUGCAGACAAGUUUUCUUUUCUCUAUCCUCAUAGAUGGUCCAAUGUCGUUCUCCACUCCUCACGUGUCAGUGCAACGGGUUCUUAGAUUUGGAUUUUAUGCCAGUGCAGAGAAUUUGGAUUGGACCAAGUAUGAACAUCCUCUUCUGAUUGAGGGAAGAGAAAAAUGUGAAUGGAUUCUUCCGAUUACAAUGCACGCACCUCCAUCUAGGACUUCUGGGGCAAGAAGUGAGAAACCUGUCUCUCUGGAUCCCUUGUGGGGCAAAAAGGUAUAAACAAAUGUUUGAUUCCUUCACAGUGAGCUCUAUACUAACAUUGCUAUAAUUUGCUUGGUUCUGUAGCAAAUCACGACACCCGAUCCUGUGUCUGAAUCAAACUUAGAAAUGAAAAACAUCAUCCUAGUAUUCUCUCUUUUGAAUAAAGUUACUCAAAAGGCAGUUUAAUCCAUUUGCGUUUAUGCAGCUUGAGUAAAGAAGAUGAAAUGUAUACAAUCAACUAUUUUAGGUUUGUAAGUAUCGGUGAAGCUUGAUGCACAGGCUCUUUUUACCAAUCAGGUGAACUGAAUACAUGAGAUUUUCACGAAACCCAUAUCUUGGACUUUAAGCAGUGCACGGUUGGUGCUGAAAUUCAUGAUUAUGAGAGUACAAUAUUUUUGUUUUGUGUUCUAUUUUUAA
This is a messenger RNA of Neltuma alba, 2017 nucleotides long. RefSeq lists its product as uncharacterized. The record is from RefSeq and is a predicted model, not a curated record. The coding region runs from base 852 to 1259 and encodes 135 amino acids. Lineage: Eukaryota; Viridiplantae; Streptophyta; Magnoliopsida; Fabales; Fabaceae. The transcript is spliced from 7 exons.